UGGUGCUGGUCACCCACCCCCUCGUGUGCCGUUCCGGCCUUCAUAGAUGCUCGCUAACAGCACUUUCCCCAUAAGUCUGUUGAGACUAUAAGGGGGAUAUAUGUCUUUGUUGCGUGUCCAAAGUACUCCCAUCAACGUAACUCUAUUAAUGUUGGGCUCUUUUGUUAAUCCACUGCUGGACGAAGGCCUGCCUACGCAAAAAAAAUAAUUGCAGGAAGAAAAAAAACAACCUUAAAAAAGUGAAGCGACUAUGAAAGGCUAACGAGAGCGGAGAGACGCACGCCUGGAAUUGCAAUGAGAAUCAUGCGCAGAUAAAUGACAUCAUUCCAACUGUUAAGCAAAGAGAGUGUGGGCUGCUUGGACGGUGUCACGGCUGGAUGGGUCGAUGGGGCGAUGGUCAACAAUAAUAGCGGAGUGGCAGGCAGCCAAGGAAUGAAACGUAUCCACCACUGCACGGACAAAGACCCCCCCGGAUAGCCUUUGGCAGACCGUUGGGGCAAAUGCUGUUCGCGAUAACGUACGAAGGUUUGCAUGGGCACGGCACGCGAGGCGGUGGAGAGGGUCCCCUUCAGCAGCAGCAGGAGGAGGAGGAUGAGGGGGGGUCUGGGCGUGGGGUCCCCGCGUGGGGCUGGGACCCCUACCGCGUGUGCCUGCACCUCCUGGCCGCGCCGCGCGACGUUCCGCGCCUCCAGGCGGCCGUCAACGCAGCCGCGGAGCUCCUGUGCCCGGGGCUGCGGCCCUUCUGCGUGUCCCCUCGGGCCCACCCCACCGUGCCCACUCCUCGGGCCCCCCCCGCCUCGCCCCGGCCCCGUCUCCUGGUGGAGCUGACGGCGGUGGAGGAAGCUGAUGUGGAGGCCCUGAUGGAGCUGUUCUCGCGGCCUCCCUGGAGGCCCGUGGCCCAGCUCGAUCUGCGGCAUCGGUGCCAGCAGCAGCAGCAGCAUCUCCGCCAUCAGCAGCAGCAGCAUCUGUUGCAUCGGCGCAGUCUGUUCAGUGAUCAGCAGGAACUCGACAACUAUGAUUUCAAACAACAGACGCAGAAUUAUCGUUUCCAUCAACAGCAGCACAAUUUGCACCAGCAACACGAUCAACAUCUUGCUGCUGUUGAUGAUGAUGGUGAUCAGCAGCAGCUCGCUGGAUUGUCUCGCCGCUGCCGCUGCCCCUACCGCUGCCGUUUCUUCUCGCUCGGGGAUCUCGACUCCCCCGCCUGGGUCAUCCGAGUGCCAUGCCGGUGCGCGGCAGCCAAGCAAGACCCGAGCCUCCACCGCCACCCGCACCACCACCACCACCAACAACAACACCACCACCAACAAGACCACCACCACCAUCUCGAGCAGCAGCAGCCGACGGCUGUACUGCUCUACGUCCUCCCGUGCGGCCCCGGCGAGCUGGGCCCUCUCGCUCGCUUCUACGGCCUCCUCCUGGGCGGUGGCAGCGCGGCCCUGCAGAACCCCGGCUGCUGCUGGAGCCGCGAGCUGAGCGCCGGCCCUGCGCUGCGAGUGCAGCUAUCGCUGCGUGCCGACGAGGCCAUGCCGGCCGGGCCGCCAACGCCCGCGCCGUGCGCCCACCUGGAGGUGAGGGUGCCCGCCUUGGCGGCAUUGCCCUGCCAGCGCCGCGCGCGUCUCCUGCGGCUGAGUGGCGUGCGCUGGCAGGCGGAGGACCCGAGCGGGCGCACGCUUCUACUGCUGCUGCAGAACGCGUUCGUCACGCCGCCUCUCCAGACACGCCGCUCGCUCCCUCGCGGGGUCUCCCGCGAUGACAUCACCUCCGCGAGGGGGACUCCAUCCUCGGCGCAAAGCUCCGCCUCCAGCCCCAGUCCCAGCCCGACACCGCGCCGCCUCGACGGCGACCACGCCGGCGGUCCUCGCCGCCGUUACCACGGCGACAGAGGGGGACACAACGAGGGGCUCCCGAUUGGAAUGGGGAGCGCCAUGGCGAUGCCGGGCGGCGCCAACCUCGGCGCCAAACUCGGCGCCACCACCCUGCUGCGCUUCCGGCCCGCUGAGGCCCACGAUGGUCGGGGCGGAGUGGCGGAGCGGGGCCUGGCCGGGCGGCCGCAUGGACGCCACAUGCCUGCAUCGAACCCGCGCCACCCCUGCCACCCGUUACACCUAUCCCACCCGCACCACCUGUCUCACCCAUCCUACCCGCACCACCCGUCCCACCCAUCCCAUCCAUCCCACGCAUCCCACCCGCACCACCCAUCCCACCCUUGUCACCCGCGCGUCGCGAGCCGUGCCGAGUUGCUGUCCACCACCGCCGAGCCCCUCAACGAGAGCGAAGCGGGCGAGCAGGAGUUCUUUAUCUGAAUGGAGAUGAAGGGGCACCGCGGGAGGGAACUCUCGCAGUUAUUAAGACCGUGGGGGGCUGCGGUCAAAGCCUCCCCCCGCCACAGUCGUCCUUCACUCGGUGGGAGGUCGCUUUUUCUCUGCUGCUGCUGCUGGCAGAGUUCAUGCUGGAUGCUCAUUGAGCCAGACUGGUGCAUCUUUAGGGUUCUUAAGGUUCAGUGUGAUUAUCUUGAGCUCAUAGAGUCAGGCAUAUUUAGGGCAAACGGCUGGAUGUUAAUACAUGAGGCUCAGAGAGCCUCACUAAAGUUGCCUUUUAUAAUUCGUACGAUUCUAGUGGUAAUGCGUGAAUCUCAGACGAAGGCACCACGAUCGGAAGGUAGUUGAUUCCUCCAUGCACAGAGCUUUAAUGUGUGCGUCUUCAGCAUAAGAAUCAACUCGCACCGACAAAUGUUGCAUAUAAAAUGUAUAAUCGCUCUUUAAUCGACUGAAAACACCUAAAUAUAUAGAGGACUGCAGAGCUUGGACAAUUGUUGAUAUUGCUGGCUUAUGGCCUGGCUACUGCCUUCGUUAAAGAUGAUAUUCACUUUUGCCUGAUGGGAAACGGGAGUGCCCGGAGAAAACACACACUUACAAUGGGGAAGUCUUAAUAAACCCGUAGCUGGCCAGAAACCUGCUUACUUUACUCACCGACGCCAUCUCGAUGUCUUACUAAACUUUUUAUUUUACCAGGUAAAGCCAACUGAGCUAUGUAGCUCUUUCUCAGAAGCGACCUGGUCACAAAUGAUAGCUCAACGAAGUGGCAUAUCAUCACGUUGAAAAUUUAUAGCAG
This is a messenger RNA of Petromyzon marinus (sea lamprey), 3114 nucleotides long. RefSeq lists its product as uncharacterized. The record is from RefSeq and is a predicted model, not a curated record. NCBI's taxonomy places the organism in Eukaryota, Metazoa, Chordata, Hyperoartia, Petromyzontiformes, Petromyzontidae.